This is a messenger RNA of Boeremia exigua, 847 nucleotides long. RefSeq lists its product as uncharacterized. Lineage: Eukaryota; Fungi; Ascomycota; Dothideomycetes; Pleosporales; Didymellaceae. The annotation marks the transcript as partial. The transcript has a single exon. The record is from RefSeq and is a predicted model, not a curated record.
CUGCAGAAGUGAAUGAACUAGAUGAUUUCUACUCCACCCAACACUUUCUCCACUGUAACGACUUCUCUGGUACACUAAGCGCGGAGUGGGCUACGUGCCGCUUCGUCACUGAAUCGAGGUCAAUAGCACCAACAAGCAGAGGUCCUUAACCGUCAUCACAGAUUUUGACUUGUACACACGAAUGAACCUUCGUUAAUCCUAUACCACCAUCUUUCCCUGCUCAUAUCAGUUCAAAAUGAUCAUUUUACCAUCGACCGCCAAAGCCUUUUCGAAACGAGAAGCAGUCAGAAUUCAACUCGGAACAACUGACUUUCCCGUGUUAAAAAACAUUAGGAAACUAAUUCUGCAAAAUGGAGGGCCAAAUCUCAGAAGUGUUGGCCGACAAAAGACAUAUCUUGAAAGUAUCUUGUCCUCGACAGACGCAAUAUGGACCUUGUGCUGCCUGAUGCUACCAGUAUCAUCGGGAUCAGAGUAUGAACGCUGGCCCGAUGCUCCGUUUUGGACCUCAAAGGACCUGCUCCUCUCCAUAGAAGCACGUGUGAUUGACGUGUACUUCAGUCAUACGGAGUCAGGGCGGCUAGAGAGCCACGUGUUGUUCAAGCUCACAGAAAGUACUAUUGAAGAACUGUUCGACUACUACGAAAAGGUAUACUUGGUUGAAGUCGCUUCCAAGUAUGGGAUGACACCGAGCAUCAAAGAAGAGGCUAAAAAGGAAUUUCGGCAAAGUCUCGCAAGAUUCAAUUUCGGCCCACCAAUUGAAGUCUUGGAAGGACUUGAAAGUGAUGGUACAGGCGAGCUUCUGGAAGAAUGGAGUGGCAUAGUCAAAGAUAGUCUCCUGAGAUUAUUG